AUGGGAAUAAAAGACCUCUCAAAAGUGAUUGGUGAUCAUGCACCAAAUGGCGUCAAGUUGAGUGAAAUUAAGAAUUAUUUUGGUCGUAUUGUGGCAUUGGAUGCUUCUAUGUGCUUAUAUCAGUUUCUUAUUGCUGUUAGAUCUGACGGAAGUCAACUUCAGGCAGAGACUGGUGAAACGACAAGCCAUCUCAAUGGCAUAUUUUAUCGCACAAUUAGAAUGAUAGACAAUGGGAUAAAGCCAGUUUACGUUUUUGAUGGUAAAGCGCCAGAAAUGAAAUCUGGUGAACUGGCCAAACGAAGUGAAAGAAGAGCGGAGGCAGAAAAACAACUGAAUGAAGCAAAUGAAGUUGGCGAUGUUGUUAGCAUAGAGAAGUUCGAACGACGUUUAGUAAAAGUGACCAGAGAGCAGAAUGAAGAAGCCAAAAAAUUACUUCAAUUAAUGGGUAUUCCUAUAGUACAAGCACCUUGUGAAGCAGAGGCUCAGUGCGCUGCUUUAGUUCGACAUGGUAAAGCGUUUGCUACGGCUACAGAAGAUAUGGACGCUUUAACGUUCGGUUCAAAUAUCCUUUUGAGGCAAUUACUUGCCAGUGAAGCAAAGAAGCUUCCAGUAAAAGAAAUUUGUUUACAAAAAGUUCUAAGUGACAUGGAAAUGGAUAUGGAUCAAUUCAUCGACAUGUGCAUUCUUCUUGGGUGUGAUUAUGCACCACAAAUAAGAGGUAUAGGGCCACGAAAAGCAUAUGAAUUGAUCCAGAAGCACAAGUCUAUUGAAAAUAUACUCGAGAAUAUUGACACUAAGAAGUAUCCUGUACCUGAGAACUGGAAAUAUAAAGAAUGCCGGGAGCUCUUUAGAAAGCCUGACGUUAUAGAAGACAUGAGUCAGAUCAGUUUGGUUUGGAAAGAACCGGAUAUUGAGGGUGUGGUCGCUUUCCUUUGUAAAGAAAAGAAUUUUAAUGAAGAACGUAUUCGGAGUAGCUUAGCAAGGAUGAAAAAAGGGCGACAGGCUUCACAACAAGGAAGGAUUGAUUCGUUCUUUAGCAAAGUCAGUGUGAAAACAGCGGUGAAGAGGAAGGCAGAGGAUGAAAGCAGUAAAAAAGAUUUGAAAAAGGGGAAGGUUCUUGCAAAAAAACCAAGAUAA
Molecule: messenger RNA, 1137 nt
Organism: Enterobius vermicularis (human pinworm)
Lineage: Eukaryota; Metazoa; Nematoda; Chromadorea; Rhabditida; Oxyuridae
Source: the annotation of a GenBank genome assembly